CAUCCUGUUUAACCGCAAACAUCGCCAACGCAAGCCUCGUUCUCCACGGCAAUCGACUCCGCUUGGUCGAAUUACAUACAGAGGACACCACUCUCGAGGUCAUCAUACCUAAUCUCGUUCUAGGACAGCCGUCCCGACUUGGGCGUGGCCGUGGCUCGUGGCAGCCUCAUGCAGGUAGACCGCACAAUCGAAAUCCGAGGGAAGAGAGGGUAUUGAGACAGCAGCGGAAGAAGCACAUCCGCGGGAUACACUGCUGAUCAGCCAGCUGUUGAGAAAGGGUACCACCGAGGCAGCUGGAAAACCCGUCCAAUCUGUGGUUGCUGAUGAAGUUGAGCUCCUCGAAAAGGGUAGAGAGCAUGUUGAAGGCAUCCUAGAGAGAGCAUCGAAAAGCGGGAAACGACAGCCUGCUGCUGCUGCUGCUGCUACUUCAUCUGCUGCGGCGAAGGCGAACCGCAAGGGGGCGGACGCAGCUCUCUCCGACCCUCUAGCAUUGGCUCAUGAUGGCGGGACUAGAAGCGGUGCUACCCCAAAUACUUCGCGGGAGGAAGCGCGCGAUGGAUUUGAUGCAGAACGACCCCGUGUUGAUGGAGCGAGUACGGGCCAUGCUGGAUGCUGACGCGGCAGAGCAGGCAGCAGCUAAGGUGGCUGCGAUCGACGCGGCCAACACUCGUGCACUCCGCGCGUCGUUGCAAGCGCUGAAGCAGCACUGCAACAGCUCGAUAGGGUGGACCACUUACCAGACAGCGCUCGCUGUAGCAGCCGGAGCGGGAGAGCACACGAGUAUUGACACGGACGUGUGCCACCCCGGCCAGCGGUGCAAGCCCUUUGAGUCUGGUGGAGUGAGCCUUGCUGAGCGAGCCAACAGUCUCGGCAUUCGGCGCGAGACUUUUAGCGUCGCACGGCGGCGGAUGCCAACACGAACCACGACAUCGCCCCCAAGAUCGCUGCGAGUGAGAGAUGCUACGUUGGCGCCUACGCUUGACCAGAGCAUGUGGGAGAAGGAAGACGAGGGAAGGGAGGAGGUCGAGGAGGGGGAGGAGGAGGAGGUGGAGGGGGAGCGGGAGGAAGCGCAAUACGUAAGGUCAAGAGGUCGCGUACGUAUCGCGAAGAAGAGGUUCCCGGAGGUGGGCUAGGGAUGGAUGGAUGUGUUGACUGCCAACCACAAGAAUGGAAAUCGUCGACGUUUGUUGUUCUUCUUGCUUUUUCUGGUGUGGUGUCGAACGCAACGUUUGCAAGUGUUGUGCGCUACCCUUUACCCUUGGUAGUAAUAAUAUGGGCGAAUCCCCGUUUGGUCCCCGGGGGGGGGGACACCAAAUUUCGUGUACCCUGGCGGGAAGUGGCCAGUAAAGUGUGCAAAAACUGUAGGGGUUUGUUCUACCGGAACAGCGGUCAAAAAAGCGCUUAAAAUGGGCAAGAUAUGGGCAAACCCCCGUUUUGUCUCCGGGGGGCCAGAAAGUUCGUUUCCCCUGAUUUGCGUUUCCCUAUGCAUUGAGUAAGAAAAAUCACCAAGUCUCGCUGAAAACCCACCCUCCCGACCCCUAAUUGAAAUCUGAGACCGAAUAUCGCAUCGACACACCGACAGCAACCCACAACUGAAUUUUCAGAGCUUAGGCGGUUUGGCAACAUUAUCAAUCUCAACCCCUCCCCGGCAUACACCGGAAGGCACCCAAGGCAUUUA
Molecule: messenger RNA, 1678 nt
Organism: Ectocarpus sp. CCAP 1310/34
Lineage: Eukaryota; Phaeophyceae; Ectocarpales; Ectocarpaceae
Source: the annotation of a GenBank genome assembly